Molecule: messenger RNA, 308 nt
Organism: Funneliformis geosporum
Lineage: Eukaryota; Fungi; Glomeromycota; Glomeromycetes; Glomerales; Glomeraceae
Source: the annotation of a GenBank genome assembly
AAAUAUAUGACUUGUAUCAAGAAAUGUCAAUGGAAAAUGAUAAACUUGAAUCUGCUGCUACAAUGACUUGUAAAGAAGAAACGAAUGAUGAUGACCUCCAGCCAAGACAAAUUUCUGAAAAUAUUCCUAAAGAAGAGUAUAUCUGUGGAAAAUUAGACCCAUUAAUUCCUAAAACAUUUAAUAAUGAACAAUUGAUACAAGAAAAUUCAUUAUUAAUUUACCUACUGCAACAACUACCCCAAAUUAAUAAAUUUGAAUACUCUAGUAAUAAAAAUAGUUACCAACCAAAUCUUAAGAGAUUUCUUCAG